Serendipita indica DSM 11827 is the source of this 2262-nucleotide messenger RNA. Lineage: Eukaryota; Fungi; Basidiomycota; Agaricomycetes; Sebacinales; Serendipitaceae. The record is from the annotation of a GenBank genome assembly.
AUGGCAUUCUUCGACACAAAGCUCUGUACGGCGAGACCUCCGUCGAAGGUUGUGCCUCUGAAGCGACGAAGGUCUCCUUCGCCCUCGCCCUCACGAGCCGUGAUGGGCUCCUCGACCAAGGGUUCAAAAGUCAUUCCAUUACGGCUACGGACCUCUAACCUUUUGGCAUUGAUGCCGGGCCUUUUACUCGAUGAGCAGCACGAAAACGUUCCAGCGUUUCAAGAGCCUUCAGAGUCGAAGAUGGCAGGGAAAUCGCAUCCAGACACUGAUGGAGGAAAGCUUGACUGCGCCUCCAGUCAGGAGGCAUUCAUUCGAAGCGAAGUCGACCACUCAGUCCCGACAAAGUUGACACACGGCAAGGGUGCGGCCACGGCGCGGUCGGACGGCUCCAUUCAAUUCGCGUCUGGCCUUGACGCUCCUUGCUUCCGACUCAGCGAGUUUCAGCCAUUCUCAAAUGAUGCUGCUCGAGACAUUUUGCUCAAACCCCCUCGAGAACCAGCAUUUGUGCCAGGCUGGAUGGACGAAGGAAGGCCGGCAUCUGACGAUUUCUACACCCAAAGAGAGCAGAGCUUGAACCAGAGACGGAGGUAUAGCGACAAAAACCAACUAAAUUUACAACUCAUACCAAAAGGGGACGACUUAGAAGGCGAAAACGUGUCUCUUCCGGUCAUGCGGUCCUGUAUUAAGCUCCCGGAGGUCAUCCAAGGCGUCAAAAGCAGAACAGGUCCCGUCAUUUCUCGCUUCCUAUCGAGUUUGGGUGAACCCAUGGAGACCACUUUGCCGAAUCUCCCUAUCUGGAAAUCAUGCCACGACGAGGUCCAUGAACCAGCAGAUCCCUGUCCUGUGGUGGGAGAGGAGGAUCGAAGUGAUCAAGCCGCAAUCAGGCCGCUGCAUGAUUCGUGGCCUUCUUCACCAACACCCGGGCUACCUUUGGCGGACUCGAACAACGCGCCAGGUCAAUCACCUCUCUCCUCGACAUCCGAUGGAGAAGGGUCACCAAUGUCACUGUGCUCGAUGCUCGAAGGCCCUUGUGUGGCACCGGCCCCCUAUCAAGGUGAAUUGGCUUUGUUGACUCAUGCAGCGACCUUGGCCUCCACUGGUAUCUCAGUCAAUUGGGGCGGUGAUCCUUCUGGGAUGAUCCCGUCAGCAGCGGAUGAAAUGGACGACGCCGUUCCGACAGUAGGGUCACUCUUCAAUCCGUCAGGCGUUAAGAGCUAUUACGGCUCCCCAAGGAAUAUAUCUCCUUAUUCGACCGCUCUUCUUCUAUCGGGCAUACAGGAGAGGAACGACGAGGAUCCGACCUACGAUACAAAACCCCUAGCAGGAAUGGAGAACGCACUGUUCCUUGAGGAUGAGCCUGGCGCUCCACUCCUCGGACAACUUUCUCACUCCGAAAUGCCCUCCAAAGUACAACUGCUCUGCGAAUAUUCGACAGUCGAGCAUGACCAACUGCUCGAAGCGUCACUAUCGCAGGUCGAGAGGUCGAAGCGAAGAUUUCUCGAAGCAAUACGAGCAACGACAUUGCCACAAAAGGAUACUCACACCACUAGCGUGGGUUCAAGUCCCUUGAGACGGCAAUUGUCACCAAACUCGCUCUCUUCAGAGGGGCAUGAAGACAGGAAGAUAUAUGAUCAAGACAAUAGAAGUCGGCCACAUUCUUCAACACUUGUAUUGGUCACUACCGCGCAGUGGGACGCACAACUUCCAUCGCCCGCCAACUCAGUCUUUGGCUGUGAUGAAGCAACACACCAAGAGUUGCAAAUGCCUUAUAACGUCGAUGCAAAUAGUCUCUUCGACGGAGACCUGACCGAUGAGGAGACCAGGAGCCACAUGGACGAGUCGAGCCUGACCUCGCUGUCUCCCCUCUCUAUGCGCAACGUUCCACUCCCCGUGACAAACGCACGAGAUCGUUCAGUGAAGGGUGGAAUAACUCAACUGCUUACACCAGCCUCACUUUCGCCACCUCCCACUUCCCGGAUCCCUGACCGGACCCAGGAUUGUAUGCGGUCAAUCGUGCCUAUGUAUACAUCAGCGAGGAAGCGAGUCUUGAUUCAAGAAAUACUGGAUGCUGGCAGCCAAUCAUCGACCAAGAUGGCUGCGUUUGCUCGGCUGCGUCGAAUCGGAAAGUCGAGCAACCUCUGCAUUGAGGGAGGCGCAUACAAUCCAUUUACCGGAAACACAGGCUCUAUCAAAAAGGAGACCGAGGAUAUCCUCGACCGCAAUACCCUGAUAGCCUUACGGCUUAUUCAAACCACUCGCUGA